This is a messenger RNA of Olea europaea var. sylvestris, 722 nucleotides long. Its product is annotated as light-induced protein, chloroplastic-like. Lineage: Eukaryota; Viridiplantae; Streptophyta; Magnoliopsida; Lamiales; Oleaceae. The annotation marks the transcript as partial. The transcript is spliced from 2 exons. The record is from RefSeq and is a predicted model, not a curated record.
CUAUUUUUUUCUGAGAGGCACUGCAGGUACACAUCUUUUGCGGGUUUGUUUCCUUUAUUAUCAAGGGGAACACUGACAUUGGUGACUCUUGAAGAGAUAUCACAGACCAUUGACUCAGAGAAUUUCACAGUCCAGAACUGUGUCGUCUUUGCUGGGCCGUUGGCAACCACUUCAAUAAGUACCAAUGCCAAAUUUGAAGUUCGAAGUCCCCAGCGUGUGCAGAUAAAGUUUGAAGAAGGAAUCAUAGGCACUCCUCAGCUGACUGAUUCUAUCGUACUACCAGAAAAUGUGGAAUUUCUGGGACAAAAGAUUGAUCUCACGCCCUUCAAAGGUUUACUCAGUUCUGUCCAAGACACCGCUUCCUCUGUUGCAAAAACCAUUUCUAGCAGGCCACCACUGAAGUUUCCCAUCUCCAGCAGCAAGGCGGAGUCGUGGCUCCUAACAACAUACCUUGAUGAUGAUCUUCGGAUCUCGAGAGGAGACCGUGGCAGUAUAUUUGUCCUCAUCAAGGAAGGCAGCGCCCUUCUGUCUCCAUAGGCAUAUCACUUAUUUUCCUGUAGAAUUGUGUGUAAUAAUGCAGGUGACUUAAUAGUUAAUACUGGUUAUAACUGCAUUGACAUGUACCAGAUUUAAAAGUGAACAAGAACUUCAAGGUUUUGCUAUGUAAUCAAUAAUACGCAUGCAGAAUUGCGAUAUGUAAUCUUCAACAAAUUUUCAUUUUU